UCUUGUCUUACACCACCUCCACUCACUCUCUCUCUCCCUCUCUUGUUGUUUUCUCCACCUCUUGCUCUCUUCCCAAGGGGGAUGGAGACUCCGGAGGAAGCCCGGGGCUCCAACAGCAGCGACAGCAUCUCCAACGGUGAAUUGGUUCAAGCUUUGGUCAAGGGUAAGCGCACGAAACGACCGAGGAGCCAACCACCGCCGCCGGUGGUCGUCGCCGCCGACGCGUCGUCGGCCUCCUCGGCAGAGGCUGCCUCCGGGAUUGUCACGGAGGAGGAGGAGGACAUGGCCAACUGCCUCAUCCUGCUCGCCCAGGGACGCGCCCUGGAGGCGAGGCCUCCGCCGGAUCAGGCGCGGAAGGACGAUGCCGCUGGCCGCGGCGGUGGGGCCGAGAAGUUCACCAGCCGAAGGUUCGCUGAGGCGGCCACCACCACCAACGGCAAGGCUGGGUUCUACGUGUACGAGUGCAAGACGUGCAACAAGUGCUUCCCGUCGUUCCAGGCCCUCGGCGGGCACCGCACCAGCCACAAGAAGCCGAAGCUCGCCCCCCCGCCGACGACGGCCGCGGAGGAGAAGGUCGUGGUCGACGACGAUAUGCUGCAGAUAAGCAUGAAUUCGUUCUCGAAGCCUAUCGGGAGCAGCGGCCAGUCCAACACGAAGCCCAAGAUCCACGAGUGCUCCAUAUGUGGGUCGGAAUUCAGCUCCGGGCAGGCCCUCGGCGGCCACAUGAGGCGGCACAGGCCGCUGGCCGCCGCGGAUGCCCAAGAAGCCAAGAAGGAUAAGAGCUUCCUCUCGCUAGAUCUCAACCUCCCCGCACCGGCCGACGAGGAGCUCCACCGACCGCCUUCGCCCUCCUUCACGUUAGCCAGCAAGCGGCCGCUCAUCUUCCCGGCCCCGGUGUCGGCGUCCGCGUCCGCGUCGGCUUUGGUGGUGGACUGCCAUUACUAAGAACACCUCUCAACCAAUGGACGCCAAUCAGCUGUCCAUCAAUUCUUUCUCUGCUUCUCUUCCCUUCGAUCCAUUACCACUUGUGAUACACCGUGGCUUAUGUGAGCAAUUCAUUCCAUUUCAUUGCAAUUUAACAUUGA
Messenger RNA from Musa acuminata subsp. malaccensis (wild Malaysian banana), 1085 nucleotides. RefSeq names its product zinc finger protein ZAT5-like. The record is from RefSeq and is a predicted model, not a curated record. Lineage: Eukaryota; Viridiplantae; Streptophyta; Magnoliopsida; Zingiberales; Musaceae.